AAUUACCUCUCUGUUAGAAGUCGGUUUCAGAGCGGUGGAACCGCGGGCGGGAAAAAGCCCAGGCGCUGUCUCGGGUGCCCCUUCGCGUCAGCCAUCCUCUGGUCUCUCGGGUCUCCGAAGCUCGGGGCUAACUGGGCGCGAACCGCUGAGCCCGCCUACCAACCAGGCCCUUUCUCCCGCCCCUCUGCGGCUGAAACCCUCAAGGGGUUGCAGGUUCAGCUUUCACUUAGAGACAGCAACUCCAAAUUCAGGGUCGCUGGGGAAACUAAGGCAGGACUGGGGACUCUGAGAGGUCAGACGCUGGUCGCGGACUCUUUCUCCCGAGAACUGGGGAUAGCUCUUCCGAUAGCCCAAAGCGAUUCAUGCGGAUCCUAGAAGAAAGCGUCGAGGUCCGGGCGGUUGGCCGAGGAGGUGGCGGUGGUGGCCCUCGCCUGUGGCCCCCGUGCUGCUUGCACUCGAACUCGUCGCCAUGGAGGAGCUCCAGGAGCCUCUGAGAGGACAGCUCCGGCUCUGCUUCACGCAAGCUGCCCGGACUAGCCUCUUACUGCUCAGGCUCAACGACGCUGCCCUGCGGGCGUUGCAAGAGUGUCAGCGGCAACAGGUACGGCCGGUGAUUGCUUUCCAAGGCCACCGAGGGUAUCUGAGACUCCCAGGCCCUGGUUGGUCCUGCCUCUUCUCCUUCAUAGUGUCCCAGUGUUGCCAGGAGGGCGCUGGUGGUAGCUUGGACCUUGUGUGCCAACGCUUCCUCAGGUCUGGGCCUAACAGCCUCCACUGCCUGGGCUCACUCAGGGAGCGCCUCAUUAUUUGCGCAGCCAUGGAUUCUAUCCCAGCCCCAUCAUCAGUUCAGGGACACAACCUGACUGAAGAUGCCAGACAUCCUGAGAGUUGGCAGAACACAGGAGGCUAUUCUGAAGGAGAUGCAGUAUCACAGCCACAGAUGGCACUAGAGGAGGUGUCAGUGUCAGAUCCACUGGCAAGCAACCAAGGACAGUCACUCCCAGGAUCCUCAAGGGAGCACAUGGCACAGUGGGAAGUGAGAAACCAGACCCAUGUUCCAAACAGAGAACCUGUUCAGGCACUGCCUUCCUCUGCCAGCCGGAAACGUCUGGACAAGAAACGUUCAGUGCCUGUAGCCACUGUAGAACUAGAAGAAAAGAGGUUCAGAACUCUGCCUUUAGCGCCAAGCCCCCUACAAGGCCUGACCAAUCAGGAUUUACAAGAGGGAGAAGAUUGGGAGCAAGAAGAUGAGGACAUGGACCCCAGAUUAGAACACAGUUCCUCAGUUCAAGAAGAUUCUGAAUCCCCAAGUCCUGAAGAUAUACCAGACUACCUCCUGCAAUACAGGGCCAUCCACAGUGCAGAACAGCAACAUGCCUAUGAGCAGGACUUUGAGACAGAUUAUGCUGAAUACCGCAUCCUGCAUGCCCGUGUUGGGACUGCAAGCCAAAGGUUCAUAGAGCUGGGAGCAGAGAUUAAAAGAGUUCGGCGAGGAACUCCAGAAUACAAGGUCCUGGAAGACAAGAUAAUCCAGGAAUAUAAAAAGUUCAGGAAGCAGUACCCAAGUUACAGAGAAGAAAAGCGUCGCUGUGAAUACCUUCACCAGAAAUUGUCCCACAUUAAAGGUCUCAUCCUGGAGUUUGAGGAAAAGAACAGGGGCAGCUGAAGUUAUCAAGGGAAUUUUUGAGCCUCUGCUUAGUGAAACACAAAGGAACAAAGCAGCUAUAAACUAAAUAGAAUGCAACUAUCUGCUUUUCUUAUGCUGACCACUGGAGUCCAUGGUGGCAAGUAGAGAGCUGCUCUAGGUUCUUGAGGUUUGGUUUUCAUUAUUAACUUUUAGGGUAUGGGCACUGUGCAAAGACUCCAUAGCUGUGCCUAGGAGUCUAGGAAAAGUGACAGAGGCUUGGCUUUUUUACCUUUAGUUCAGCCAAGUCAUUUUCAAGUCCUGAGAAAUGACAUCAUCUUCAGGAUAAAAUAAUGAGGACAUUAGACAAACCAAACUAAGUGAAUUUUAGCCUGGUAGCCUCCCUAAGGAAACAGUAAUAAUAACUUCUGAUAAGAGUUAAAAGAACUUGUAGCAUACCUGGAUAUAAUGGGAAAGGGCCUGGGUGUUACCCAUGUACUGAAAAUGAACUGUUACCAACAUGGCUAAAAAAUUAAAACUGA
Molecule: messenger RNA, 2163 nt
Organism: Pan troglodytes (chimpanzee)
Lineage: Eukaryota; Metazoa; Chordata; Mammalia; Primates; Hominidae
Gene: ELL3
Product: elongation factor for RNA polymerase II 3
Biological process (GO): snRNA transcription by RNA polymerase II; positive regulation of transcription elongation by RNA polymerase II; transcription elongation by RNA polymerase II
Cellular component (GO): transcription elongation factor complex
Molecular function (GO): cis-regulatory region sequence-specific DNA binding
Source: RefSeq, marked provisional